Neolamprologus brichardi is the source of this 3747-nucleotide messenger RNA. RefSeq names its product CDC42 small effector 1 (gene cdc42se1). Lineage: Eukaryota; Metazoa; Chordata; Actinopteri; Cichliformes; Cichlidae. Gene Ontology annotation, biological process: regulation of Rho protein signal transduction. Gene Ontology annotation, cellular component: plasma membrane. Gene Ontology annotation, molecular function: small GTPase binding. The record is from RefSeq and is a predicted model, not a curated record.
GGUCAAAGUUCAGGUUUGGGAGGUCUGUCUUCGCUCUUUUUCUGACCUGACAUAUUAAGUGUAAGUUCUUACCUUAGCUUAACACAAUGGCUGGAAUCAGGGAGCCUAGCUUCAUGAAGAGAAGGAUGAAGUCAGAUCUGCAGAUCGUGCGUGAACGUGCAGCUUUGAACUCUCCACACUUUGGAUUUGACCUUUUUUUUUUUUUCACCAGAUUUGUAGAAUAAACACGUUUUUUUUCUUCAUCUGCUAAAGAGCCGUUGAAUUAAUCGGGGACAUCCCGACUCCAGCCUGCGCCGGCAUUUUGGGAGUUUAGGCAUCUGAGCUUUGUCGUCAGUCAAGUUUUUGGCCUGAAUGCCCCAGGAUUACCCUCAGGCUGUAGUUCCUCCUCUGGCCUGCAGGGCAGCAGCAGAGAGCAGCGUCCGGCCGUCGGACAGACCGAGCCUCAGCAUGAGCGACUUCUGGCACAAGAUGGGCUGCUGCGUGGUAGCUAAACCACCGCCGAAGAAGAAGAGGAGGAAGAUUGAUCGCAGCAUGAUCGGAGAACCGACUAACUUCAUCCACCUCACACACAUCGGCUCUGGAGAGAUGGCAGAGGGCCUGCAGCCGUCGGGGUCGGUCCAGGAGCAGAUGAGGUCUAAAGGCCCGAACAUGAACGGCAGGAACAGCCUGUUAUAGCCGGAGUGAUGAUAUCGACCCAGACCAGCUGACCGACCUCUUUCUUCUCCACACUGAGCCUCGCCUCUAGCACGUGACUGCCAGCCAGGUGCUUUGACUCCCUCCUCCACCCUACUGAAGUGCCCUUGUGCAAAGCGCUGAACCCCGAACACCUACAGGAGGCACUAGCCUGAUAUAACUGUGGGGUUUUUACUCACAAAGACUGAUAAUCAGUUCCCAGAAUAAAACUAAUAUUUUUGGUCACUACAGGUUUCCCUGUCAGUAUUAACCUCAUUAGACUCCAUUUCCCAGCAUCCAUUUCAAUGUUUUCAAACAAAUGACAGGAUGUCUGUAUUUAUGAAAGAAAACGUUUUCUGGCUCCAAACUGUUCGAUUUAAGAUUUCACGUUUUUUUGUGGAGUGUUUUUUCUGGACUCCAUUUCGAGGAUGGCCCGUUGUUUAGUAUUCAGCUCCUGAAGGAUCACUACACCUUCUGGGGCUUCGUCAGCAGAUCCUGAACCGUGCGUAUGUUCAGGGAUCACGUGUCCAAAGCGAUUACAUCACCUGAUGUCGUCUCCCAGGACGCUGCUGGUGCUUUUAAAGGACUCUUGUUUUAGGAGACGGGAAAGUCCCAUGAAUGCCUGCUACACUGGACUGCUGUGUGUGCUGGUGCUCUUACAUGUCUGUGUUUGUGGGGACCUGUGUGAUUGUUAGAUCAUGUGAGGACCUGCAGAUUGUGUCAUGGAGGGUCCUCACAACGAUAGAAAUGCAGACAUGCAGGACUGGACCCACAGUCCUAAACCUCCACUAGAAAAACACCAAAAAUUAUCAUUAUUAUUCAAAAAGUUCUCUGUUUUUAUUUUUAACACUUUUUAAAUUCUUCAUCCAAUUACUGUGUUACUCAAACUGUGGUUCAGGGACCCCAGACGGGGCUUCAGAUGACAUAUUUUAGCUCCCUGUUUUUAGCACUGCUUGAAAGGUCUGUUGUAAGCUGUCACAGUUAUUACUGCUUUAAACGUGUGUACUCUUCUGCUGCUCCUGAUUGGCUGUCUCACAUCUGCUCAGUUGUUAUCCAGAUGUUCAGGUUGAUCUCAGCUCACAAACCAAAUUUGUUUAACGUGGUCUUGAAAAAGAUCAUUUUGUAGUUUUUGAAACAUCUGCUGAUGAAAACGUUGAUGUUUCGUGUUUCGUUCCAGCUCUUCUGUCAGAGCUGAAGAUUCGUCCGUAUUUAUUUUUGUAAAUCACACCAACGUGCAGGUUGGUCCAGCUGUGUCCCAGCUCUGUGUGCACCAGCCAAUCCUGUUUCACGUCCAGUUAUUAAAUGUGUUUGCCAGUGAGAGCCAGCGCUGAUUGUUUCUGCUCGCACACAAACGCAUCACGAUGACAGUGAGCCACGUCUUAUUGCUCGAUUUAUUCGAGUCGCGCCGUUCAUGAACGCCAUCCUGUGCCCGGAUGCUCUAACAGCAGCGCUGACUCGUCAGGGGAAACUGACUGGUUACCGCGGAAACCACAGAGCGACAAUGGCGACGACAGGAGCGUAAGUGCCCGAGCUUCUGGUGCAUUCAUGAACUGUGCAGAGCGUGGGAGGAGUUAUUGCUGAUCCUUGUAAAAGUAUUUGACUCGGCUCGUUCCAGCUUCCCGCUGAAAACGUUUGUGUUCACAAACAUGCGGUGUCAACGCUGCCGUUCAACCAGCGCCAGGAACGCCUCUGACCCGUGUCAACACUCGACUUGAAACCUGAACGUGUUGUACUUUGGUUCAAAGACAGGGACUGUUUCAAACAAAGGAAGGAUGGGUCUCUGAUUCCAACACGUUCACCCGGGACAAACUGUUUUCCUGUGGAGCGUCGUUGUUUUGGAUCAUUGUAGCUCCAGAAACUGUUGCUCUCAUUUAGACUCAUGCUGGGAGCCUGAACGUCUCCUCCACCAAGGCCUGAAGAAGAUCAGGAUGUUUUCUUAAGAUCAAGAUGUUCAGCCUGAGAUGUUUCAUUGUGAAUUUUUUUCCAGACUAGUUGAAACUCACAUCUUCUUCCUUUUUUGUGUCAUAUCAGACGUAUUUGAUCCUCCUGAGAGAAAAUGUUCAGGCCGCUCUGAACGCUCAGCUUCCAUCGUUCUACUUUUAUAACUCUGCAGGUUUCCAGACACUGACCAAUGAGAAGACAGCGGGAUUUAGGGAGGGCUGUCUUAAAGAGACGGGAGCAUACGAGGGAUUGUUGGGAUCUGGGAGUUGUGCACAGAUAAUGAUUUGAUUACAAAAAUCUGACCGCGUCAGAAACCGUCCUGACUGCGGUUUACAAAGCGUCUCCAGGCUGGAGUCGACGUCGUGGCUCAUUCUCGCUCUUGGAUUCUGGGAAAUGAAGCCUCUUCCUGUCGACAGUCCCUUCCCUUCAGGUGGAAACCACCGAGUGUCACGCUGUGCUUUUAUUUUGUGAUAGACGCUGAUUCUAUUGGUGCAUAGAGAGUACUGAUCACAGCUUCUCUGGAAGAGCCUCGGUGGGAACGCUGUCCAAAACCAGUCUUCAUCAGAACAACUUUUACUUUUGCAGCUGUUUGUGGUCGGGCACUGAUAAACUGAUGUCAGCCAAUCAGCAGCCUCCUGCAGCUGCGCUGGGAUUAAAGUGAAUGCAAAUGAUUGGGCAGAAGAGUUUUAAUGGAUUUCUUCUGAGCUGUGUUCACGUUUGAUUGGCUGAGGGAACUGUCAGUCAGCGAGCUGUGGGGGUUUUAAAGCUGCGAGCGUGAAACAUGACACUUCCUGCUGGUCCAAUGACGGUCUGCCCACCCGGCGAGAUCUGAGGAACGAGCUGAAGCUGAAGCUGAAGCUGCUUCCUGCUUCCGUUACGUGCAGAUGCCUGAUGUGAAACUCUUCUGUGCACUGAGUAAUAAACUGGAUCAUUAGACUCGUGAGCCUGGCUCGGUUUACGAGGAUAUUUGUUCAAAGAUCUGGACGGUUUUAACUUUGCAUGCAGGAAAAGUCACGUUAAUGAAAUCUCCAGCAGCUCCUCGUGUUUACGAAACCUGACUUUGUCACAUCAUCUCCACCGCUGUAAAAACCGAGAUCACAGGUUAUUAAGGAAACAUUAAAGUGAUAUGAAUGA